This is a messenger RNA of Merops nubicus (carmine bee-eater), 1723 nucleotides long. RefSeq names its product otopetrin 1 (gene OTOP1). NCBI's taxonomy places the organism in Eukaryota, Metazoa, Chordata, Aves, Coraciiformes, Meropidae. Gene Ontology annotation, molecular function: proton channel activity. The annotation marks the transcript as partial. Gene Ontology annotation, cellular component: membrane. The record is from RefSeq and is a predicted model, not a curated record. Gene Ontology annotation, biological process: inner ear morphogenesis; proton transmembrane transport. The transcript is spliced from 6 exons.
AUGGAGAAAGUCGCCGGUUCCCUCUCCGCGGGGGGCAGCUACCCGCAGAAAAACGCCGAGAUCCUCAGCAGCCAGUACGGCAUCAACCUGUUCCUGGCCGGGCUGCUGCUCACCUUCGCCUGGGCCGUGCACGCCGUGGGCAUCAGCAAGAGCCACCUGCUCUCCUACCUCAUCACGCUGAUGCUCAUCCAGGUGCUGUGGAUGCUGUGGUACCUCUGCAGGAGCUGCACGCAGCGGAGGCUGAUCCGCGACAAGGACACACACGCCGGAGCCCGCUGGCUGAAGUGUGGGAUUACAUUAUUUGCAGUGAUUACUUUAAUUCUGGACUCUUUUAAAAUUGGAUAUUAUGUUGAUUUUUCAAACUGUUUAUCACCAACUGAAGGCAUUUUUCCUGUUACACAUGCUGUGCACACCAUUUUACAGGUGUACUUUCUUUGGUGUCAUGCAAAGGAUAUUAUCCAGUCUUUCAAAACACUUGAAAGGUUUGGGGUUAUCCAUUCUGUGUUCACAAAUUUACUCCUGUGGACAAAUGGAGUGCUAACAGAGUCAAAACAUCAACUGAAUGAACAUAAGGAAAGGCUAAUCACGCUUGGUUUUGGGAACAUAACAAUAGUUUUAGAUGAUCACGCACCUCAAUGCAACUGCACAACAACUCUCUGCUCGAUAUUCUCUCAAGGAAUUUACUACCUAUAUCCCUUUAAUAUAGAGUACCACAUCCUAGCAUCCACCAUGCUCUAUGUGCUGUGGAAGAACAUUGGCCGCAAAGUCGAGCAUCACCAGCAACACAAAACUCCAUUCAAAUUCCACGGCAUAACUGUUGGAAUGAUUUUUGGACUGAUCGUGUUAACUAGCACGAUAGCCAUAGUUGUUGUGUAUUUAAUUCAGAUUGGACGUUCAAAAAUCAAAAGCGAGUUAGCACUUACUAUGUUUUACUUGCAUGCUAUCUUUGUGUUGGCUCUCAUGUGUACAGCUGGAAUUGUUGCCCUUCUCAUCUACAGACUUGAAGAUAGAUCGUUGGAUAAUUCAAAAAAUCCUGCUCGAAAACUUGAUGCAGAGCUGCUGGUGGGCACGGCUGCAGGGUCCUGGCUCCUCUCCUGGGGCUCGAUCCUUGCCAUCAUCUGUGCCCAGGCCCAUCCAAAAUACACAUGGUAUAACCUGCCCUACUCUGCCCUGGUUAUUAUUGAGAAAUACAUUCAGAACCUCUUUAUCAUUGAGUCCAUACAUCGUGAACAGGAAAAGGUGAACGACAACAUUAAAACUCUUCGAAUAGUGACUGUAUCUCGGGGGAGCACUUUAUCACUUAGCCCCUCGUACAAAGAGAUUUACAAUGGCAGAGCUGCUCAUGACAGCGGGGAGGUGCCCUGCCUGUUCAAGGGCACUGUCUAUGGGAGGCAAAAUGAUGGUGGUGGUGAUGGUGGUGCCAAAGAAGAAACAAGUCAGGAAAAUAGUUUGGUCAUGCAUUCAGCCUCUGAUUUCUCAUUGUACAGUAGAAACUCAGUUACUAACAACAAGAGGAGAAUUCUGAAGAACAUUGCUGCAUUUUUAUUCCUCUGCAAUCUUUCGCUGUGGAUACCACCGGCUUUCGGGUGCCGCCCGGAAUAUGACAAUGGACUAGAAGAAAUAGUUUUUGGCUUUGAACCUUGGAUAAUUGUUGUGAACCUUGCAAUGCCUUUUUCUAUUUUCUAUCGGAUGCAUUCAGCUGCCUCGCUCUUUGAGGUCAAUU